Molecule: messenger RNA, 884 nt
Organism: Anopheles moucheti
Lineage: Eukaryota; Metazoa; Arthropoda; Insecta; Diptera; Culicidae
Product: peptide deformylase, mitochondrial-like
Exons: 2
Coding region: 153-860 (235 amino acids)
Biological process (GO): peptidyl-methionine modification; N-terminal protein amino acid modification
Cellular component (GO): mitochondrion
Molecular function (GO): peptide deformylase activity
Source: RefSeq, a predicted model, not a curated record
UUCCCGUGCGUGUGCGUUGUAUUGUUCGGAUGUCAACAAACCAAUCGACUGCGCAGAGCGAACAGCUGAUUGUGACAGCCGCUGUCAACAUUACAUAAACAAUCGCUUCCUCGCAGUCGCCGGUUGAGCAUUGUGCCGUGUGUUAUUCAGUGAUGCGGUGUAAAAUGACCUCAGUGCACAUAAAAGCAUGCAUUCGAACGUUCUGCACCAGCAGCCGGGUGAACAAAUCAUUCGCCAAGUGGUACCAAAGCCUGUGGCAACCGAAAAGCAACGAACCACCAUACGAUCAUAUCGUGCAAUUGGGCGAUCCCGUACUGCGUAUCCCGGCGAACCAAAUUCCUGCCAAAGAGCUGAAAUCACCCGAAGUACAGUAUCUAGUCAAACAUCUCGUCAAAGUGAUGCGAUCCUACAAGUGUGUAGGCCUGGCGGCACCACAGCUCGGGCUUCCUUUAAGAGCAUUCGUGAUGGAGUUUAAGGACGAUCUCCGGGACCAGUACACCAAGGCGGACUAUAAACUGCGCGAAAUGGAACCCCUACCACUGACAGUUUUCAUAAACCCCGAGCUGAAAGUGGUCAACUACGAGAAGGUAACACACACGGAAGCGUGCGAAAGUGUUCGCGGCUAUCGGGCAGAUGUGGCCCGGUAUCGCGAGGUGCUGGUAAAAGGUUUCGAUGCCAACGGGGAACCGAAGGAACUGCAGCUAAAAGGUUGGAAUGCUCGCAUAGCCCAGCAUGAGCUGGAUCACCUGAACGGGAUCGUAUACACCGACCUGAUGAAUAGGAAAAGUUUUACCUGCACCUGUUGGCAGGCGGUCAAUGCGAACAAUGGACGCAUAAAGUUAACGUUUGCAAAUAAAUAAUCAGCACUAUGCAAUAGGAAACAU